CCAAUGAAAAUGAGAGAGAUGAUAUUCAGGCUGGACGAGAUUGGAGACACAGCUCUAGCAGACUCAUUGAUGGAGUAUGCAGAGCCCCCAGCAGAUCCAUCCCUCAAUCCACACCUCCUCAUACCAGUCUUUACUGCCAUAUCUGGAGACUGGGGGAGAUUGUAUGGCCACACUACAGUACCAGAGGCCAGGGCUGCUCUCUUCCGUGAGAAGUUCAGUGAUCGUGAUCAAGUCACUGCUGAGGCUGGGAAGUACUACGCUCUCUAUCAUCGUGAUCCCAGCUGGAAAGACUUAUCCCUGCUAUCUCUAUACAGCAGGAGAAACAAAGGCUGUGGGGAUUGCCAAACCUCACGUACAGACUGUGACUGACCCCAGCCUGACUCCAGCCAACAUCCUACAAGUCACACGCCAUGUCCCACUGUGGAGUAGUGAUGAUUCUUACAACUGUCUUGACAUGUCACACAGCCAGCAUGAUGAGAUAGUAGGAAAGUUUGAUGAUGAUGAGGAGGCGAAACGAGAAUUGAUCACUACAUGGCUGGCCGGUCACCCCUGUCCUACCUGGGAACACGUUUGGAGACUACUGGAUGAUGGAGUUGGGGGUGAGGAGGGAAAGAGAGCAGCACGUGAGGUGGAGGAGACAUACCUCAAGAUGACUCCCGAGAAGGCCAAACAGAUCCUGGACGCUGCCCUCCAGGACGGCUCCUUCCCACUGGGCUUUCUGAAGUCCAUGGCAGUAGGAGUGGCUCGCUCGGGGAAGACGCUCUCCAAGAAUCACGUCUUCAAAAUCAAGUGCGACCCGAACUGCUCCGUUAGUACAGGAGUGUGUGAGGCUCCGAUCUUGGCCUUUCGACAGCUUACUUUGGAGCUGAUCAAAGCUUUGCCUUCUGCAGAGGGGUUCGAACUACUCAAGUACGAGGAUAUCAAUCAAUUUCUGGCUUACGUGGUUCGCAAGGGUUUGCUUAAAGGAAGGGUAGCGAAAGUGGUGAAAGAAAUGGUGCAGGCUGCUAGCGAAGGCUCCAGUUCAUCUGAUAGAAGUGAGGGUGUAGCUGCAAGUAGUGUAGGCACUGGUUCAGGUGAUAGUGCAGCCUCAACAGCUGUAGUCAGUGCAGUCUGCACUGCCAGCAAAGCCAGGGCCGAGGCUGAAGCUAAGGCUAGGGCUAAGCGUGAAGUGGUCCAAGAAGAAGAGCCACUGUUCAAGCUGCAGCUGAUCCUGUUCCUGGACAGCGGAGGACAGCCUCAAUUCCACGAGGUCGUUGCAGCCUUCAGUCACAACGUGUCCCUCGUCCUGGUCUUCAUCAAGCUCAACGAGCGUCUGGAUGCUCUGUGCACCAAUGCCUUCACCGACGAGGAAGGAAAGUGGUUUACGGAGCAAUGCCCCUCACUGCUCACCAACGAGCAGAUGGUGGUCCAGUUUGUCCACACCAUGAUGUGCAAGCCCGUGGCCGGCAGCGAAGGCAUGCACACCAGGUUCAUGGUGAUCGGCACUCACAGGGAUCUGAUGCACGAGUGCGACGAAACCCUGGAGCAGAAGAACGAGAGGCUGGCCAGCCUGUUUCUACCGGUUCCGGAGGAAAACCUGGUCAUGAAUGGCGACGACAUCAUCUUUGCCGUCAACGCCAAGAAUCCAGACGAGAAUGACGACAAAUGCUUCGAUCUGAUCCGCGAGAAAGUGGCGGACUUGAGCGGGGCCCUGGAUGUGGAUACCCCGAUAGCGUUCCUCGUGUUGCUGAACGACGUGAACAAGUACGCGGAAGAGCAGAGAAAGAAGGUAGUGAGCAUGGAGGAAUUCCAGGCCAUCGCUGGGAGGCUGAAGAUGAAGCGACAGAGUCUGGAGGCUGCCUUGGUUUUCUUCAACGAGAUGAGCGUGUGGAUGUACGUGCCGUCGGUCCUCCCUGGUGCGGUGUUUGUCGACCCUCAGAUGCCACUGGACAGCAUAAAUCGAAUCGUCCAGUACAGCUUCCGGGUGGGGGGUGGUGCGAUUGCAGGGCUGGCUGCGAGCGAGUGUCGACUGUGGAAGGAAGGGGUGGUGAGCAGCGAGAUGCUGAAGGGAGAGGAGUUCCGUGGUUGCUUCGUGAGGGGUCUGUUUGAGGCAGGCGAUGCUCUGAAGCUGUUCGAGAAGCUUUACAUUGUAGCUCCUCUGAACGAGAGGGAGUUCAUAAUGCCUGCCAUGCUCCAGACGGUGGCAGAGAAGGAUAUGGAGCGAUAUGUGCCUGCCCCCAGUGAGCACGUGUCCCCUCUCUUUCUCCACUUCCACAUGUCCCGCAUCGCUAAAGGUGUGUUCUGCUCCACCCAUACCUGCAUGCGCUCCAAGUAUGGGUGGACCACGGCUUACACCAUGGUAAAAAGUAAGAUAGUUCCUGCUUGUCUCUUCCGCAAUGCCGUGCGGUUGCAGCAUCCGACAAAAGCAGUUGAAAUUACUCUUCUCCAUGCUUUGAAGCAUUUCGAAGUUCAUCUCGAUGCAUCGCAGGCCGACCUGCCCAUCAUCUGUCCAGAAAUCCGUGACAUGCUCAUGGAUGCAGUGGAUAGUGCAGCGAGUGCUUUCCGCUUCAAGAAUUCGCGAGCCUCUGUAGCCUUCCAGUGCCCCUGCAGCCCAGACGACGUGCACACAGCCACUCCAAAUGAAGCCCACUCCAACCUCAUCUGCACACUGACGGGGAAGAACAUUCGAGGAGGCCUUACACCUGCUCAGAGGGUGUGGCUUGGACCACGAACUGCUCCAGUCGCCGAGUCAGCUACAACUUCUCUCUCGACUAGUGAACCUGUGUCGUCUCUCACUGACCCUCCCUCCCCGUCCUCUCCGUCUUCCAGAAUGGCGUCCCAGUUACCCAGUGGCUCAGUACAGACCUCAGCUCCUCCAACCAACCCAGCCACCUCUGCAGACAACUCAUCUUCUCCUUCCUCCACACACCUCUCCUCUCCUCCAACCAGAAUGACUGAGACUAGCAGACUGCGGAGAUGGACACAGAAAGUACGAAGUUUGUUUUCAUCCUCAUCCUCAACUACUCCUUCUCACCAACAUCUCUCUGCACCUCCAUCAAGAAUGGUCCCCCAGUUGGUCAGUAGCUCACGGACGGGAGAGAGAGACACAACACGGAGUGGAGACACACUUAGAAAAGAAAGCAGUUCUACAGCUGAGUGUUCCAGUCCUCAAGAUGGUUCACUUGGAGAGGAAGAUCUGGUGGAGAUAACAGACCAGCUGAUGGAUCUGAACCAGCCUGAGAUCUACAACCUGGGUCUGGUCCUGGGACUGGCUCAUCGCCGUGUGGUGGAUCUGAGAGAAAACAGCAGAUCCAACCAGGCCUUCCUGGAUGCAGUGGUCCUACACUGGCUGCAGAGAGACGACCAUGUGAAGGAGGUGUCCUGGGCAGCUCUUGUUAAGGCUCUUCUCCACCAGAGACUGGGUCACACUGGAAUUGCCACCUCCAUUGCCGAGAAAUAUGGAACACAAUUAUGACCAUUUAAUUGCAUGACUGCUUCUAUAUAUACACUCGCAACAGAGGGUAGGAAUGGUUUUAUGUUUGAAGUUGGCAGCAGAAAGGUUCAUGCAAGCCAUUCGCACCAUUCAAAAUUGCCUCAUUUUGGUCUCGGAUAUUUUUCCAGCAGCUUAGAAAGGUCUGCUGUGGGGAGAGUUUGUGGACGAAAGUUUUGGUUGGAGAGGGAGGGAGCUUGUACAUUUGUGUUGUUAAUAUGCCCAUGGAAGAAGUGCUUGCGAAUUUAAAAAAAGAGGCAUAUAGGGAUGGUAUAAAAAGAAAGGGAGACAAGAUGGGGAUGGGAUAGAUGAAACAUGGUUAAUGAACAGAUUUAAGUACGCUGACACCCCCAACCCCAUCACAACAAUCCCUAUAUUGUUGCCUAGGUGAAGUACUAAACAUUCAACAUUGCAAAAUUGUCUAGCG
Molecule: messenger RNA, 3896 nt
Organism: Geodia barretti
Lineage: Eukaryota; Metazoa; Porifera; Demospongiae; Tetractinellida; Geodiidae
Source: the annotation of a GenBank genome assembly